GGAUUAGGUAACUAGUUUGCUUUACAUUUUCUCCCGCUUGAAUUCUCGUAGAUUUACCAGCGACUGGUAAGAAAACAGAUCAAAUUUUUCGAACUCCGAAACCACCAUCCCUGGCUGUGCCAAGAUGUGAUCUAGCCUACUUUCCUAGCCUCCUUAUAGUCUCUGUGUUACAUUUAUAUUCUGCGGAAUAAGAUGUUGCAAUUUUUAGUUAUGCUCAUCUACGAGUGUAGAAGUAAGAACAGAGAUUAUCAUAGCAAAAGUGAAUUAUUCAGAAUGUUUAUAUAUAAGCUGGUCUAUCAUUCGCGCUGCAAACGGGUUAUGAAAUAAGCCUUCAAAAAACAACAACGAGAAUCCGUUUUGCAGUAGUCCCUACAAAAUAGCCUCACAUAAUUUAUCAGCUGAGAAUUCGACUUUUAGACUUCACGAAACUUUCUGGUAGCAUUUGCAACAUUCUAGUUUUUUAGGUUCUUCAAUUAACAAGUCCAAUGAAAGAGAAUGUGCUUGUCAAUUUUUUAAUUUAUCAAUGAUGGAAAUUAGAAUAAAGAGGAAAAGAAAGAUUAAUCCUUUUUAAUAUAGGAAUGCUUUAAAUUUGUCAUUUAAAAAAACCCAUUACAAUGUUAGAACAGAAUGAAAAAUCUUUGAAGGAUCAGGCUCAAGGAGAAUCACAGAAAGCCAUGCUUUUUGUACCAUAUAGAUACAACAGGCCACAGAUGCUGCCACCUCUCAUUUGCUCAAGGCGCCUUUAUGUUCACCUAAUAUUGCUUUUAGUCAUCGUUUUCAUGUUGGUCAUCAUCCGGCUGAUGUCCACUGUCAAGGUGAACUUUGUCCACUUUCAUCUUGAGAGUGACUCAGAUGCUGAGCUUGUAACACUGCCAUCGCAAUUUGCUCACUCAAGAGGUGCUCUCUGCCUUGAUGGAUCACCUCCUGCAUAUUACUUUAGACCAAGCCUGUUAUCUGUCAAGUUCUGGAUCAUUUAUCUUCCUGGAGGCGCCUGGUGUAACUCAGAAUAUGAUUGUUUCCAAAGGAGUCUAACAGAACUAGGAUCAUCACAUGUUGCAAAGAUAUCAAUACCUAUGGUUGGCAUUCUCUCUAAUGAUUGUGAAAUAAACCCAGAUUUCUGCCUUUGGAAUGUUCUGGUCUUGCAUUAUUGUGAUGGCUCUUCUUUCCUAGGCAAUGACUCCACUGUCCGCAGUUAUGAAUCACAGUCUUUGUACUUGAGAGGAGCAGUGGUGUUUGAAGCUCUGAUUGAUUAUCUGAAAGAAUCAACAGAUUUGGCUGAAGCAGAGCAAGUUGUCCUAGCUGGCUCAUCUGCUGGUGGUAUAGCUGCUCUCAUCCAUGCUGACCGUCUCCGCACCAUGCUGCCCCAUUCAGUCAAAACAGUACAUGCUUUAGUCGAUGCUGCUAUGUUCCUGGACUUGCCAGAUGUUCGGGGAAACUUUGAGUUAGCCAAUCUGUUUAAGUCUGUUUACAGCUUUCAUUCCAUUGAAAAUUCCAAAAGUAUUCAAGAAUGUACAGAAACACAACCAAAUAUAACUGAAAGAUGGAGGUGCCUGCUGCCUGAAGUGUACUACAAGUUUGUAUUCACACCUAUCUACUUUGUAAACUCAGUCUAUGACACUUGGCAACGAACUUAUCUUCUAAAAAUCUCCUGUUUUGCCUCUGCCUGUCCCAGUGUCCACAGAGACGUAGUCUACAAUGCUAGAGACUCCAUCUUGACUUUUGCUCAUAACAUCACCAGGUAUAAGAAAAAUGGAGUCUAUUUAACAUGGUGCCCAGUUCACACCAUCUUAAACCAGCUUAGGUUCUCAUCUGCAGAGCUCGGGGAUUCAACAGUACAACAGUCACUGUCUUCCUGGCUGCAGCAUGACCUCUCUCAGAUCACAGGAGAUAAGAACUUUCUAAGUCUUGAAGCUGCACUAGAAGUUUGUAAAUCAAGUAUUAAACUCUAAUUUUAAUUUAUUAUUGACAAGGUUAUAAUUUUUUCCUUCUGUGAGACGGGUGGUGGUGGCUUUUGGUGAGAAGGAACAAAAUUAGAAAUAAUUUUUAUUGAAAUUGUGAAGCCAUAUUGUGAGAUUGGGAACAAAAAAAAAUUUUAAAAUAUUAUUUUGAAAUGGGUUUUAUGAUACAUUAUGCUCCACUAUUUUGUAAGUUUCAACUUUGUGAACAGUGUUUGCUACAAAAGAUUACUUUUUAAAUUGCUUCUAGAUAUGACAAAUUUUAAUUCCAACCACUUAUUGCUCUCAGCCCAAUUCAACAAUUUGCUUUUUUUCAUGCUUAGUUAGUUACUUUAAAUACUGUUUCUAAAUCUAGCAAAUUUUUUAUUUUGCCUUUUUUUUUUCAGUAUCAGCCUUUUUCAACAAUGUGCAGAUUUUUUCAUAGAAUCCAUUAAUAGAAAAUUUCUUUUUUUUUUUAUCUUCACUUUUCAUUAAACUAUUUCAUUUGUUAAUCACUUAAUUUUGAUCAAUUGUUUUUCGUAAAAAUGUAUUAUUUACCAGGUGGUAGUUUUUUGUUUUUGUUUUACAACCUCUCAGGUUGGCUACUACAAUUUUCACUGCUGAGUAACCAUACUUGCUACCUAUGUAUUGACAGCUUGACUUUUUAUUGAGUCAAAUGAAAAUGAAUUCUAAGCAUAUUUAGAGUUUUGUGUUAUUAACUGUUUCUAAAUUUAAUUUCUUGUAUUAGUCUUUAAGAAAAAAAAAAUUUGGAAUCUCUCUAAGAAAAAGAGCUUUUUUUUCAUCCUGUUGUACCAAACAUUUUUUCUUUCACAAAAUAAUUCUGAGUUGUAGAUUUUAUGUCUUUGAAGGGUGAUAACCGACCUAAACAUAUUGAAAUCUGUAAAAAAAAAAAACACAAAAAAAACAAACUUUGGGUCAUUGUAGGUAGAUUGCAAGAUAAACUAUAGUUAUUAUAAUCACUCUGUAAAAAAACAAGAAGUUGACUCCCCUGCCUAUAAAGUGUUGUGUUUAUUCCUUGGUUUUAUAUUAACAUAGCAGCCAGUUUUCUCAUGGAGAUACUAAAAUAGGAGAUACAUUUUAUAUGUUUUAAAAUUUCUAAUUUCUGAUGAAUUAAUAUCUGUAAGUAUUUGUUUGCCUUUAUUAAUUAACAUGGUAAUAAAAAAAAAUAAUUCAUUAACAAAUAAACUUGAUCUAAAAAAAAACAACAACCUCAAUGCUAAUAAUUUGCAUUUUUACAUAAUAUCAAGUUUUACUUUCUUUUUUUUAAUACAUUUUUUAUGUAUCUUUGAUAAUAACAAUAUUACCUUUAUCUAUGCAGGAUAAUUCAGCCACCAUGCUUCCACCAGCUCAAUUUUUCCUAUUUCUUUUUAAACAUUUUGCAAACUAGAAGAAUUUCAUAACCAUGAAUUCUUUUUUUUUUUCAUGUCUUAAUUAUACAAGUUAAAGUACAAAAAAUGGCAUUUACUAGAAACCAUUACAAUGAAUUUCUAGAUUCUUGUGUAGUUUGUGUGCACUGGUUGAGGAGAGGGAAAUGUAAAUAUAAGUCUUCCAUUCAUACUUGUAUUUCUGACAAGUGUUUCAUGCCAAACUCAUUGACCUUUUUGAUGGUAGGCUCAAGGGACACAAAUCUGGCAGAGGAAAGUGUGUAGAGCUGUACAACUUUUUAUCUUUAUCCACACAUAAUAUAAUCACUACCUUUUGGUUCUCCACAUUUGCAUAUAAUGUUUUAUGCAAAAUCUAGUUCGAAAUGAAUGAUUAGUGUGUUACUGUUUCUCUACCAGUCAAUUAUACAAAUAAUUCAAUUUCUCCUGUUACAUUUUCAAACCUUUUAAAACAACCUAUUUUUUCCAUUUGUCAGAAUUGAAAAUUGUUUUCUGUUCAUUUUUAUAAGUGCUUUCACCAUUUUAGCUCAAUGUGGCUAAGGAGACCAGAAUGGAUUGGAAGUAAAGGCAAAAAAAAAUUAUUUAUAAUGACUCUUUCUGUCAUGAAUAAAGAAACUAUGUCUUCCUAUGUCAAGCCUAAAAGAGCUCUAUAAAUUUUGAAUUGAAAUAAUAUUGAUCCUUAGUUCUUAUUUUCUCUCAAAUGGUCUUCAAUCUACUUCCAAAUUGUAAUUUUUUCGUUGAUUAAAAAUCUUUUUUUUUUGUUUAACAUGAGUAUAGUAAAAAUUGUGUAUUCUUUUCUGUGCAUUAUGUUGUUGUUGUUUGUUUUAUGUUUCUGUCAAAUUUUUUUUUUUUAGAAAACAUACUCUACUCUAAGACUCAGAUUUUCACACCAGGUUUCAUGUUUUGUUUUUUCAUCAGAAGACCAUGACAAGGUAUAUACAGUGAAUGAGAACAAAGUGUUUGUUACAUUCCAUGUUUUCUGUUCUCAGAUCUGGUCAUUUUAAAACCUAUACAUUUGUUAACUUUUUUAUUUUAUUUAUAAACAUUCAUAUGGUUUCUUUUUUGGUAUUUAUUGAUAUUAUGUUCAAUUAAGUUUUUUAAUCGGUUCCUCAUAGUCAUGUUUUGUUAUAUAUUAAGUAGUAAUAUUUGCUAUAUAUUGUGAAUCUGGGUGUGAUGUUUACAAUAUCCUGCACAUACUGCAUUAAAGCUUAUUUAUCUUCUUGAUGUAGCAAAAUAUUUGAGGUGUGCAAGUUAGGAUACAGAAUUUAAUCUAGGUUAUCAUUAAAGUCCAAGGUAUUGUGGAAGUAGUGGAAAUUUUACAAGAGAUAAGCUUAAUAUUAUUAGAAGAAUCAUGAUCAUGCCGCUCAUAACCUUUUUCCUGACGGUCAACUUACCAAUCACUCUAUCUUUUCCACAUCAGUCUCGAUUUUUGUCACAAUGAAUAUAAUGGCUUCAGUUUUAACUGAGUUCACCUAUUCUCUGGAUCAAAUUCAUAUCACACAUAAAAGUUUAGUCAAACCCUGCUGAAACAUUUAUAUGGUAAAUUGGGCAAUUAUCAGUGCAAAUAUGUAUUUUGUUUAUUGCUGUUAAUGGGUUUAUUUUCAACUGCAAAUAUACACACAAAGAUUUGUCCAUAAUUUUUAUAAUUCAAAUUUCUUGGAUAAAGAGAUCAAAGGACUAGUGAAUUAAGUGACCAGGGGUAUAAGUGACCGGACACUAUAUAUUCCAAGCAAUGCUGACUUCACCCAUUCUCUGGAUUCAAUUUUUUAUUAUGAUAUAUUGGUUUACUGGUCAAAAAAAUAAACUAUAUGCUUGCUUAAAAAUGAACUAAGGCUAUACUAUCUGGUAUUAUGCCAAAAGAAAAGCACUUUCUAUAUAUGACCAUUAUAAAAUAAUGUAAUCGAAUGGUUAAAAAAAUGAAAGUCUUAACUAUGUAGCCAAGUGUAAAAGUGAUUUGUUUGUUUCGAUGAUGUGACCAAGUCUCCAGAAGAACAUUUUCUACAAGAUUUAUAUUUGCUUUCCUAUAUUUCAAUUGUAUAAUUAAAGUCAGUAUUAAUGUUAUCAAUAUUUUUAUUUUUUUUUUAGAUGUAGAAGGUUGGUAAUCUACAUGUUUGUAGAACUCUUUAGGGUAAUAAUGUUAAUAAUAAUAAUUUAACUUAUACAGCGCUGUUAACAUGCAGACUGAUGAACAUAUAUUUGUGAGUUUUUGCAGCUUCCCAUUACUUUUUAAAUUUUAAUUGCAAAAUGAA
Molecule: messenger RNA, 5586 nt
Organism: Biomphalaria glabrata
Lineage: Eukaryota; Metazoa; Mollusca; Gastropoda; Planorbidae
Exons: 7
Coding region: 615-1949 (444 amino acids)
Molecular function (GO): hydrolase activity
Source: RefSeq, a predicted model, not a curated record